ACACGAUGUCCUGACACCACGCCCUGACACUAUGUGGGCUCUGAUCUUCUGGUUCCUGAGCCACCCCGGAGACACUGGAGCCCGAUCACACUCUCUGCACUAUUCUUACUCAGCCGUGACAGAGCCAGGCCCAGGACUUCCUGCAUUUUUUGCCAGUGGCUUUGUAGAUAACCAACCCUUCAUCCACUAUGACAGUAGGAAGAUGGAGGCAGAGCCUUGUGCUGACUGGCUGAGGGAAAAUCCAUAUUACUUUGAUGAUGAGACCCAGGUUUUCACCAAUCGGAUGAAGAUUUUCCAGUUGAGCCUGAGAAACAUUCAGCAAUACUACAACAGCUCUGGUGACAGGAGUCAGAGAGCAGAUGGCUUCCACCAGCAAGCAGGCCCUCACACCCUCCAGUUCACGUACGGCUGUGAGAUGCAGGACAACAGGACCACAGGGCACUGGCAGUAUGGCUAUGAUGGCAGAGAUUACCUGACCUUGGACUUGGACUCUAUGCAAUACACAGCAGCCACCUUCAUUGCUGGCUACACCAAGCACAAGUGGCAAAACAAUGAGUACUGGCUGGAGAGACAGAAGACCUACUUGGAGAAGGAGUGUGUCCUGUGGCUAAAGAGAUACUUAACCAUGGGAGGAGAGAACUUUACCCGAACUGACCCUCCACAGACAACAGUGACACGCCACCCCAGACCUGAAGGUGAUGUCACCCUGAGGUGCUGGGCCCUGGGCUUCUACCCUGCUGACAUCACCCUGACCUGGCAGUUGAAUGGGGAGGAUCUGACCCAGGAUAUGGAGCUUGUGGAGACCAGGCCUGCAGGGGAUGGAACCUUCCAGAAGUGGGCAUCUGUGGUGGUGCCUUCUGGAGAGGAGCAGAGAUACUCAUGUCGUGUGGAGCAUGAGGGACUGCCUGAGCCCAUCAGCCUGACAUGGGAGCCUCUUCAGCUCACCACGUCCAAGACAGAAGUAUGUGCUAGGGGCAGAUGGGGACUUCAAGCAACCACCCUGUGUGUCCUCAUGGUUUUCUGGGCCUGGUGCUAGUGUUUCUUGGACUUACCUGCUACAGAAUCCAGGCCAGAAGAAAGGACUGGAUCCAUCAGUUCCUGAAGAGGAGAGGCUCUCAGGAUGAGGACCCAGGGACAGGGGGCUACGUGGGACCGGGAAAGGUAGCCUGGUCCCCAGUUGGGCUAAGACAAAAAGCCCCAGAGACACUGAAGGGAUGGUAGGAGCUUUGCCUGUGCCUGGGCACUAGGCCCAUCACUAGCCGUACCCUCAUAGAUUUGUGGCCAUCAGUUAUGUAAUGGCAAAAGCCCCAAGCCCCCCACAUUAGAUGAAGAAAAGAGCUGUGACCCCAAGUCACAGAGGCUCUUAGGCUUGUGGACAGCUUUUGGGAGUCAGUUCUCACCUUUGAUCUCUGGGGAUCAAAGAGUUUGGAAAGACGCCAUUUACCCACUGAGCCUUCUCUCACGCCUCAAUAAACAUCUUUGAAUUCUUA
This is a messenger RNA of Rattus rattus (black rat), 1490 nucleotides long. Its product is annotated as class I histocompatibility antigen, Non-RT1.A alpha-1 chain-like. Bases 32 to 1036 code for a protein of 334 amino acids. Gene Ontology annotation, molecular function: peptide antigen binding; signaling receptor binding. The record is from RefSeq and is a predicted model, not a curated record. NCBI's taxonomy places the organism in Eukaryota, Metazoa, Chordata, Mammalia, Rodentia, Muridae. The transcript is spliced from 6 exons. Gene Ontology annotation, biological process: immune response; antigen processing and presentation of endogenous peptide antigen via MHC class Ib; antigen processing and presentation of endogenous peptide antigen via MHC class I via ER pathway, TAP-independent. Gene Ontology annotation, cellular component: external side of plasma membrane.